AUUUUCAAAAUUACGACAGAAUGACACCUCGAACAAUCAUUUUCGCUCGCCCACCGAUAAAGGUGCCAUCACCUUUCGAAUUUAAUAUUUCCGAAUUUUUACCGAGAAAAAGUAUUGGAUGCAAAACUUCGAAUGCAUUCAUGAUAUACCGAAAAGUUUAUGUUAAAACGUUAUUACGACAAGAGCUUCAUUCCAAGAUGACGGAAGCAUCAUGUUGGGCAGCAGAAUCUUGGAAUGAAGAAUCGAUCGAAGUGAAGAACGAUUUUAAACGAUUUGCGAAAAAACUAAAAGAAAUUUAUCGACAUAAAUCUAAAGAAGCUCUUGAAACACAAAAAUUACAAACGACACAAUUUUCGAAUGAAUCUUUAAUAGACGAUAAUGAAGUAGAUUUAAUGACAGACAAAUCGAUACCUGUGGCAAAUCUGAUUGAUCCUAACGAAUAUGUUAAUACCGAAAACAUUUAUCAAGUAACGCAAAAUAAUCAAUUAACCGAUUUUACCAUGAUAGAUUAUGAACCUCAAGAUCUUUCUAACCAAAUACAAAUUUCUCGCGAUUAUGAAGUAUCACCUCGACUUCCGUCAAUUUUUGGGACUGAAUAUUAA
Racocetra fulgida is the source of this 602-nucleotide messenger RNA. NCBI's taxonomy places the organism in Eukaryota, Fungi, Glomeromycota, Glomeromycetes, Diversisporales, Gigasporaceae. The record is from the annotation of a GenBank genome assembly.